Molecule: messenger RNA, 1395 nt
Organism: Schizophyllum commune H4-8
Lineage: Eukaryota; Fungi; Basidiomycota; Agaricomycetes; Agaricales; Schizophyllaceae
Exons: 9
Coding region: 1-1395 (464 amino acids)
Biological process (GO): developmental process
Source: RefSeq, a predicted model, not a curated record
AUGGAGACCAGGCCCUGUCCUUAUUUGAAGCAAGGCGUCUCCUUCAUCAAGGCUGCGACGGAAGCAGACCGGAGACAAGACUACGCAUGCGCUUACGAGCGAUACGAGGAUGGUAAACGCUUGCUCAGAUCAGCCUACCAAAAGGAGAAAGAUUCGGACCACGAGAAUGAGAUAGCGGCCAUGUAUGCCAAAGUGUGGCAUAGGGCGCGGGUUUUGAAGGCAUACCUUGACGCACCUGAUGGUCCCAAACCGCCACCACUUCCUUAUGCGUUCGAAGAGAGUAUUGCCUGGAAGUUCAAACCCAAAGCCAACUGGCUGGCGGACGAGCGCGACAUUCGGUCGCGGGAGCAGGAGGAGUGGACAGGAAAUGCAUUGGCAUGCGCGACGUAUGUUGCGGCCACCGUCGUCGUGUUCUCUCAGCGGUCAGUCCUUUUCCAUAUCCUCGACCGGCAAGCGGAAGAUUGGUCGGCGUUGUCCAUGGACGUAGAUCCGCCACAGUACCAGCCAUACACCCUGCUACGUGUGAAGCGCAAGCGGAAUGAGGAGCCUAUGGAGGGUCUCGUCAUCGAGUCUCGCGCACGGAGCAAGAAGAAGCGCGGAACGGUUGACCUGUUCUCUUAUGCGAAGACGAUGGAGGAUAGCGAAUGGCAGGAAGGAGUGGAACAGUCCUUGAGGGACGAAGUUAGUCGCCUCAAUCGCGAAGCUAAGGAGAAAGCAGCCCAAGUAGCUGCAGACGCUACAGCAAAAGCCGACGCCGAGAAGGCUGCUCUCGCUGCCCCACCCUCACCACGUACCUUGCGAGCACAACGCUACACCAUCGUCGCCAAAGACGACGAAGAAACCCCAUCCCGAACCCGCGCGCCUACUUCCCCACCGAAAGUAUGGUCGUCCAAAGAGCUCGAGCAGCAAUCAUCAGCACCGGACAUCAAGAUGUACGACGCUGUACCGGACGAUGGCUCGGACGAGAAGUCUGCAAGCCCCAUGGACUCCGAGAUCGACAAGUUCAUCCCCUUGCUGGACGAGUAUCUGAAGAUGAACGACAUCCACACCAAAGACCAAGCCGCCGACAAGAAAGAAGACGGCGCUGACGACUACGUCUGGGACGUCUUCUACCGCCGCACCGCCAACCCCGGCGACGUUCCUGCACACACAAACUGGGCCACCGUCACCGGCCUCCCGCCCUCGUCCGGGGACUACGACUCCGCGUCCGACUCGGAUGAAGAGUCAGACGAGGCGGACGAAGACUCGAAUGCGGAGGACUGGUACGCGAACGACUACCCGGAGGAGGAGAUGACGGAUGAGGAUGAUUUGUCGUCGGAUGGGUAUCAUGAGACGUCCGAGCACGAGGAGAUUGUCCGCGGUCGGGGGAGCUUUGCUGACGAUGGGGACUGGUAG